AUGUGUGAAAAAGUUUCAAUUAGAGAAACAGAAACGGCAAAACGUCUUUGGUCUAGCCUUCUAGAUGAAGUAACAAACAAAGCUAAAGUUGGUCUGUCGGACUCCAAAAAUCUUGUCGUAUUUGGUGACGAUCAGUGCGGAAAAUCAACUUUGAUUUGUCGGCUUCAAGGCAAUGAAGACAAGCGGGAAGGAUUUGGUCUGGAAUAUGAUAUAAUCGAGGUGAAAGAUGAAGUUAAAGAUGUUUCCGCAAACCUGAGCGUCUCCGUUAUAGAUGGAAACCCUAUUCAAAGCUGUCUGCUAAAAUAUGUGAUGACCGAGGACUCGUUCAACGACCAAAUGGCUAUUAUAGUCGUCAGCAUAAAUGAACCUUGGAAAAUAAUUGAAGCUUUGGAAAAAUGGGCAGAAAUACUUAAUAAACACAUUAAUAAACUAAAACUGUCAAAAGAAAUGAUAAAAGCUUGCAAAUCAAGGAUUUCAAAAGAAUUUUAUGGCUACGCUGAGCCAGAAGCGUCAACAAAUGAUAUUAUUAAUCCAGUAAAUUUAGCUUCACUGUCCACUAUGUAUGCAACAUCUCAAGAAACUACCCCUCAGUUAUCAUUUUUAAAUGAUAAUGAGUCGUUUAUUGAAGAAAUGUACGAGGAUAAUGUAUUAAAUAACAAUCUUGGUGUACCGUUAAUCGUUGUUGUAACAAAGACGGACUUAAUGAAGAUAAUGAUCAAAGAAAAUCAAUAUUCAGAAGAACAUUUUGAUUUUAUACAAAUGCAUAUACGACGAUUUUGUCUUUCGUAUGGAGCAGCAUUAUUUUAUGUGUCAGUGAAAGAAGAUAAAAACUGUGAUUUACUAAAUCGUUACAUUCGGCAUCGUAUUUAUGGGUUUCCUUUUAGUCAAAGUGCGUAUAUAGUAGAAGGAGAUUGUAUUUUCAUUCCAGCAGGUUGGGAUAAUCAUAAAAGAUUAAUAUCCUAG
Messenger RNA from Schistosoma mattheei, 963 nucleotides. NCBI's taxonomy places the organism in Eukaryota, Metazoa, Platyhelminthes, Trematoda, Strigeidida, Schistosomatidae. The record is from the annotation of a GenBank genome assembly.